GUUCCCCUCAUAAAGGGUUUCCCCUCCUCUCUCUUUCUCUCACUCUUUCACUAUCUCUCCUUCUCCCUCUUUCUCGCUAGGGUUUCCUUGUCGUCAGCAAUUUCUGCUCCUCUUGAAGCACUUGUCGCUCUAUUUCGUAUUGCUAAUCCUCCAUUGUGAUUCUUCCUUAUCUCUUUCGCUUCAAUUUCGAUUUUUUUUUACUGCUUAAUAAUGAACGGAAAGGUUUUCUUCAAAAAUCUCUCUUUUGUUGAGGUGUUUGUUCGUGCAUUUCCUUUGAUCUCUGGGAAUUAAACGGGAUUUAUGUUGCUUGGGUGGAAUUUUGAUUCGAUUUGGAUAUCUUUUCGAUCUAUAAAUUCAAAUUUUUUGGUGAAUUCUGUUGAUCUUCUCUUGGUUGUGUGGAUGGAAAUCUGAAUUUGAGGGUUAGUAUAAGAGAAUUUGCAGACUUUUGAACCAAAAACCGAGGAGUAGGGUUUGUUUUCGCAUGUGAGUGAGAAUGCCUGCGACGGAUUACCAGGGUUCAUCAGCGCCUUUCGCCUCGAUAGGUCGUUCGAUAUUGAGCAUUAGGCGUGAUCAAGUUCAUUCCAUGGAAGGGAACCAGGAUCCUACCAGCCAGGAAUUGGAGCUCGAGGCGUUCCAGAAACAGGUUACAGAUCGAUUCAAUGAUCUUCACGCUGUUCCUGGUGAAGAUCUGCUCUCCCUCUCUUGGAUUCGUCGUCUUCUGGAUGCAUUCCUCAGCUGCCAAGAGGAUUUCAGGGUUAUCUUGUUCAAUAACAAGGCCCUCGUCUCGAAACCUCCCCUGGAUCGCAUGAUCAACGAAUUUUUUGAGAGAAGCGUCAAGGCGCUUGAUGUUUGCAACGCUAUACGCGAUGGAAUCGAGCAGGUCCGACAAUGGCAGAAACACCUGGAGAUCGUUCUCUGCGCCUUGGACUCUCGCCAGAGGACUCUCGGAGAGGGCCAGUUUCGCCGGGCUAAGAAGGCUUUGACGGAUUUCGCAAUCGCCAUUCUCGAUGACAAGGAUUCUAGUUCUGUCCUUGCCCACAGGAACCGUUCGUUUGGGAGAAACAACACAAGCAACAAGGACCAUCGUGCAUCAGGGCAUUUCCGCUCCCUUUCAUGGAGUGUCUCUCGCACAUGGUCCGCCGCUAGGCAGCUUCAGGCGAUUAGUAACAACUUGGCCCCUCCUCGUGGCAAUGAGAUUGUCGCCACUGGUGGGCUUGCAGUCCCCGUCUACACCAUGAACUCGGUUCUUCUGUUUGUGAUGUGGGCUCUCGUCGCUGCAAUUCCUUGCAAGGACCGUGGUCUGCAAACCCAUUUCGCCAUCCCUCGCCAAUUCCCAUGGUCAAACUCAAUUCUGUCACUCCAUGAACGUAUUUUGGAGGAAUCCAAGAAACGAGACCGAAAGAAUGCGAGUGGAUUGAUGAGGGAAAUAUAUCAGAUCGAGAAAUCUGUGCGUCACUUGACUGAGAUGGCUGAUGCAGUUCAGUUGCCGUUGACGGAGGAGCGGGAGAAGGAGGUGAGGCAGGGAGUCUCGGAAUUGUCACUGAUCUUGGAUUCGGUGAAGGAGGGAUUGGAUCCUCUGGAGCGCCAGGUAAGGGAGGUGUUCCAUAAAAUCGUGCGUAGCCGAACUGAGGGUCUUGACUGCUUGGGUAGGUCAAACAAUCCUGAAUGAUCUCAACUCUGAAACUUGGUCCAUCUCUAGUGGGCAUCAAAAUUGUACAAUUUUGCAAUAUACUACUACAAGAAAUUUGGGUUUUCUGGCAAUGAAGUGGAGAGAGGAGGAGCAGAAGAAUGAUUUUAGAUGUCCGCAGUGAAUAAAAGUUUUUUCCUUGAUAUAUAUUUUGCUUUUGUUAAAGCGGGUAAGGGUAGUGUCCUUGACUUCUUGUAUCUAUCAACAAAAUACAUUCUGUAAAGAAAAUAGGAUUUAGAUUGGAUCUUCCUGAUCCAAUCAAUGGUGCUGUUUAUUCAGCUUCUCUUUAUUGUAUAAUUUUCUUAAAUUUUCUGCAGUAAGUUUGAUCUUCAUAUCUAAA
This is a messenger RNA of Macadamia integrifolia, 2027 nucleotides long. Its product is annotated as protein ROH1-like. Lineage: Eukaryota; Viridiplantae; Streptophyta; Magnoliopsida; Proteales; Proteaceae. The record is from RefSeq and is a predicted model, not a curated record. Bases 494 to 1669 code for a protein of 391 amino acids. The transcript has a single exon.